GUUGCUGGAUGGCAUGAUGUGGGUAUGGGUAUGGGUGUAGGUAUGGGUAUGGGUAUGGGUAUGGGUAUGGGUAUAGGUAUAGGUAUGGGUAUGGGUAUUGGUAUGGGUAUGGGUAGGGGUAUGGGUAUGGGUAAGGGUAUGACGGGUAUAGGUAUGGGUAUGAAGUUGUAG
Molecule: messenger RNA, 171 nt
Organism: Anisakis simplex (herring worm)
Lineage: Eukaryota; Metazoa; Nematoda; Chromadorea; Rhabditida; Anisakidae
Source: the annotation of a GenBank genome assembly